Micropterus salmoides (largemouth bass) is the source of this 1765-nucleotide messenger RNA. Its product is annotated as C-type lectin domain family 4 member E-like. Bases 340 to 1065 code for a protein of 241 amino acids. The record is from RefSeq and is a predicted model, not a curated record. NCBI's taxonomy places the organism in Eukaryota, Metazoa, Chordata, Actinopteri, Centrarchiformes, Centrarchidae. The transcript has 8 exons.
UGCGCAGGAAGAAAAACCAGAGAGGGACAGAGCGAGUUUAGCGAGAGUUUUGGGGGGGUUGGUGUUUGUGUAAAGUUAUCUGAGGAAGUUGUAUUUUAUCGGCUAGAUAAUCUUCAAGAAGUCAGUCGUCGGAAACUCAGAGAGGGAUCCCAGAUAGCGCUGUGAGGUACCGGAGUUGCUCUGGCAAAGUUGGAUAUCCCCGUACAUACUGGCUUCCCCCAUCUCCUCUGCCCAGUUUCUAACUUUUCUCUGGCGGACCACACAUCUGGAAAAGGUACUGCCUAUUGACUAUUUCUGCUCCAGCUGGAUUGAAGGCCCGUUGAACACUCCCCAGCAAGAAUGGAAACUCACCAGUUUGGGUCGCCUGAGAACAGCUCAAUCCAAGGAGAGCACAAAAUUACCAAACCAACAGUGCUUAUAGGUUUGAAGAGGAUUGGGGCUUAUGUCCUCUAUGGAGUUCCGGUGCUGCUGCUGUUAAUCCUGCUGAUGGUCACUGAGAUAAGAUUCUCCCAGUUAAACAAGGGGAUCACUGAUGUCAAACUUCACCUUGAGAGAAUCAGCAAUGGAACAAUGUCACCGUCUAUAUUAGAUGCAACAACUGUGCCGGAUGUCCACACACAAGCACCUGUCCUAGUUGAAGGAAGAUGUAGAGAUGGAUGGCUUUCUUUCCAGAGUAGCUGCUACUUGCUGUCCACCACAAGCGCAACGUGGCACAAAGCAGAGGAGCAGUGCCGAUUAUAUGGAGCACACCUGGUGGUUGUCAAUAAUGUGGAGGAAAUGCACUACAUUUUAGGUGUGACUGAAACCAUAUACAGCUAUUGGAUUGGACUUGUGGAGCUAGAUGGACACUGGACCUGGGUGGAUGGAACUGACUUCAACUUAACCCCAACUUUCUGGGAUGACCAUGAGCCUGACAACUUUGUUGACUACAGGAAUGGGGAUCAAGAAGAGGACUGUGCACAGCUUUAUAAAUAUGGAAGGAAACCCCACAUGUGGCAUGAUGCUCUCUGUUACGUGAAUGACAACUAUAUCUGUGAAAUCAUGAAAGAGAGUGGGCCUUUCUGAGCUGCUGAACCCUCACCGACACGACUGGCCUGAUAUUUUCUGCUGUUUCAUUUUUCAAUUAAUCAUCUAGUGUCUAAUCUAAUCUAAUCAUCUUUUUAAGUUGGAUUGCGCUUUUGGUUAGAGGACAUACACAACAGGAAACAGCACAUCCAACAUUAAUAGACGUCAUAAAUGUAUUUACCAUCAACAGUGUUUCCUGUCAAGCUCAUCAACAGGUGUGACAGAACCGCCGUGCGCACAGAAGCAGACCUUGACUGCCAUGUUUAUAUCUUAUAAAUAUAUGCAACAUGUAUACACACAUAUAGUACGUUUAGAUACACAACUGUACAUACGCCAAUGCUUUGCACAUCAAUAUUUGGUUAUUAUUUGUGUCAUGUCGGAUCAUAGAUGGUUUCCUAUUGUGUUAACAUAAAAUAUUCAACUUGAGUAAUACACAGUGGAAAGUGGUGGGAACUCUGGCAGACACCUAGCUAUUUACACAGCUGUGUGUUGGAAAGUUGUUUUAAAUUCAACUUCUAUUUAAAGAAGGCAAAUGCAGAGCUAAGUGAGCACAGAGCGAACAGAAAGAUAGAGCAGGCUUAUGGAGUAUUUGAUUGUCUAACUGUUGUGUGAAAAGAUCAAAAGACAAUUGUAAAUGUGUCUACUGCCUAACAUGUAAGGGGAGAAUAAAAAUGCGAGUCCAAAUGUGGACUUUCGGGAU